UAGCCACCCCGAAUUCCCAGCAUCCGACGGUUGUGCGUGGGCCGGAGAGCCAUAAAGUUACAAGAUCACCAGAACGACAUUUCAACUUCCUCCGAUCGACGCUACCAUCCAACCGGGCGCCGUCCUCAGGGCGAGAAAGUGCCGGUUGUUUAUGCUUAACAAUGAACAUGAUGAACUCAAGAUUCACCAGAUUUAAAGGAUUAGAGAAUGAGCCAACUCCUAACUUGUUUGUUGCCAAUUGUGGACCAGCUGUGGGCAUGUCUUUUGAUAAUAUUGAAUCUGCUUUUGGCAUUUUUGGCAAGGUUGUUGGAGUCCAUGCUGCUGAUGAAACUGGUGCACGUGUAAUUGUUUGCUUUUCUGAAGUCAAUGCUGCUCAAGCAGCCUUUAAAGCACUAAAUGGCCUCCCUUGUGCUGAACUUGGAGGGAGAAUAAUGCAUAUAAGCUACUCAGUAGUACGGCCACUUCAGAAGGUACAUAAAGAAAUAUUUUUUCCAGUAUAUUUUUCGGCAUCAGACUUGGGGAUUCCAGGAAUUUAUCUCGUGCAUGAUUUUAUCACUGUGGAGGAAGAAAAGAGACUCCUUGCAGAAGUUGACAAUAGGCAGUGGAGAAGUCUGUCGAAAAGAAGAGUUCAGCAUUAUGGUUAUGAAUUUUUGUAUGAGACAAGAAACAUUGAUUCUAAGCAUUUUUUGGGUGAGCUUCCAUCCUUUGUUUCGAACAUACUGCAGAAAAUCUUAUCAUUUCCUGGUCUUGGUCAUGAUCAAAACAAAGAAAUGGAUCAGUUGACGGUUAAUGAAUAUCCAUGUGGGGUAGGCUUAUCCCCACACAUAGACACUCAUUCGGCAUUUGAUGAACUCAUCUUCAGCCUUUCAACAGCUGGUCCAUGCAUUAUGGAAUUUAGGAGAUAUCCUGAAGGGACUUGGUGCCAUCCAACUGCAUCUGUUAAUGAAAUACAUGAAGACACCCCUCUUUUAUCCUCGUAUAUUGCUAGAAAAGCUAUUUUUCUUCCUCCUCGUUCUAUGAUCUUGAUGUCUGGGGAAGGGCGUUAUGCUUGGCAUCAUUAUAUUCCACAUCGCAAGGUUGAUAGAGUAGGGGAAAAGGCAAUCGGAAGAAGUUCACGUAGGGUUUCUUUCACUUUCCGCAAGGUUAGGAAAGGAUCAUGCUGCUGUCCAUACAAGCAGUAUUGUGACUCUCAACUGGAAUGUAGAAAUCAACAGGUAAAACAAGACAUAGUCCAAUCAUCUCUACCAUUGAAACGAGAAGCAUUUUGUCCAACAGACACUGACCGAAUAUAAAGGUUUCUAACCACGAUUAUCCUGUGACAACCUGUGUUGAUUGGACUCUAAAUCAGGUGCACUAUGAUGAAAGCCGACUUUUAUAAUCACCUCUCAUAACAAUCAUUCAGUUGUAACAUCUUCAUGUUGAUUCUUUUUUCUGGAGCUGAGAUGGCUGAUAAUGAAUAUUCGGAGAUUUUCUUUUCAAUUUUUCCUUUAGCUGCUUUUGUGAUUCCCGGAGAAACUCUUGCAGACUUAUUUUGGCACAAUAUGAUUGUUGUGUCAUGUGUUUUGGUUUCUUUCUUCUCCUAUCUUUGAAACAUUUUAGUUCAAGGAGACACAUUUUACUGGAUUUUCUUGA
Molecule: messenger RNA, 1632 nt
Organism: Musa acuminata AAA Group (dessert banana)
Lineage: Eukaryota; Viridiplantae; Streptophyta; Magnoliopsida; Zingiberales; Musaceae
Product: alkylated DNA repair protein ALKBH8 homolog
Exons: 9
Coding region: 162-1292 (376 amino acids)
Biological process (GO): demethylation
Molecular function (GO): RNA binding; oxidoreductase activity; demethylase activity
Source: RefSeq, a predicted model, not a curated record